AGUCGACAACGACUUAUUUAAUGUUUGUCGUCGCAGGUCUCUGUGAAGAAGUGGCUAAAAAGGCAAUAAGAAGAAAAUUUCUGUGCAAUUAUUUAAACAUAAUUUUUAUAAGAAUACAUUGUGUUGCAAUUAGCAAACCUUGUCUAAAGUUUUGAAAAACCAAUUCACUGCCUUUGGAAAAUACAAUAUCGAACGGAAUAAACGAAUUAUUAUUAUUUUUUCCCUUUUUUAAGCUACACAAGUGGUACGGCGACGUCGACGUCAACGCAGUAAAAAAUAAAAAUCUAAAAAUAUUUCUUUUUUUCUAAACGAAAAAAGUAUAUUCUGCAAAAAGCAAAAAAAGAAAAAACUGUAUUUUUUGCAUACGCUUCUAUACAAAUUGAAUUAAAAGAAAAAUAUUUAAUUGAAAAAAAGUAAAGAAAGAAAAAAAUAAAUAGCCAUGGUCUUGAAAGUGUACAUUAGUGGCAUGUCUGGCAAUAAGGAGGUCAAAAAACGCCAACAACGUGUCCUUAUGAUUUUGGAUAGUAAAAAUAUCAGUUACGAGGUUAUUGACAUUACAGAACCUGGUCGUGAAAGUGAUAAGGAAUUUAUGCAGAAUAAAUCCACCAGCAAUGGAGCAACAGUAAGUGAUCCCGAGCCAAGACAUGCCUUACCACCACAAAUAUUCAACGAAGAAGAAUACUGUGGAGACUAUGAUGCCUUUGAUUUAGCCAAUGAAAUUGAUACAUUGGAACAAUUCCUUAAAGUGGCUCCACCCGUCGAUAACACAGCCGAGGAAGUGAAGAGUGCGCAACAAGAAAACGGUGAGGCCAAGCCAGCCAAUGGUGAAGAAGUCGGUGAAAAUAAGGAGAAUGAAGGCGAGCAAUCGUCCGAAGAUAAGGCUGCUAAGGAUGGUGAAGAAAAUGCAGAGAAUGCCGAGAAAACUAAAGAUUCUGAAGAGGACGCUGACGCUGCCAAGGAUAAUGAAAAUUCCGAAGAGAAAAAAGAUGAUGAAGAGGGUAAAACUGAAACUGAAGAAGGUGACAAAGAAAAAGAAAAUAAAGAAGAAGGAGAUGUUGAAGGUGAUGAUAAGAAAACAGAUGAAGAAAAAGAGGUAACGGACGAAAAAGAAAUUGAUGAAAAGGAGAAAACCGAUGAAAAUGAGAAGGAAGAAGACGAUACUAAUAAUGAAACUAAAGACGAGGAAUCCAAAGAUAAGGAUGAUAAAACUAAAGAAGAGGGCGAUGAAAAAGCGCCUGAGAAAGAGGAUCAAGAGGAAAAAGUUGAUGACGAGGAAUCUAAGAAUGAUGAAACCGAAGCUAAGGAUGAAGACGAGGGAAAAGAAGAAGAGAGAAAAGAAAAGGUGGAUGAGGAAACUGCCAAAUAUGAAACUGAAGAUGCACAAAAUAAAAAGGAAGAGGAAAAGGAAAAGGACAAUGAAGAUGGUGAAAAAGAAAAAGAAGAAAAUGAUAAUGAUGAGGCUAAGAAGGAAGAAGAUGAGACUGAAAAGGAAGCAGAAUCUGUUGAUGUAGCCGAAACGGAAAAUAAAGAAGAAAAUGAUGAUGAAGCAAAAACGGAAGAGGAAGAGAAAAAUGAUAAAACGGAAGAAAAAGAGGAAAAGGAAGCUAAUAAUGAAGAGAAUCAAGGUGAAAAAACUGAAGAAAGUGAUAAUGUGGCUGAAGAAUCCAAAGAAGAAAACAAAACAGAACAAACGAACGAAAACGAUGAAUCUAACAAAAUCGAAGAAACCAAAACUACUGAUAAUACGGCUGAAGAAGAAAAACUUUCUGAAGAUGCUAAAAACGAAAAUGAUAAUAAAGAAAAAGAAGUUGAAACCGAAAAGAAUUCAACGGAAAAUAAAACUACGAGUGAAACCAAAACUGCAAUUUCCGAUGAGGAAGAAGAGGAAUCUUCCGAAGAGGAGAAAGACGAAUAAGAAUAAAUUAAAUAAAAUAAUACAAAAUCUUUAAUAACGACUGAUGACUGAUUAUAACAACAAACACCCCUCUCCCUCUUCUAUUUUCAUAACAACAAAAUGUUUUAGGCAACACACACAUCUAUUCUCACAAACAACACACAUCAUUUUAAUUUAAAAAAAGAACACUAAAUACGGUUUCAAAUGCACUUUUUAUCCUCCUACUCGUAGAAUAAUUUGUAGAGAGUUUUAAUUAAUAAUUUUCCCCUCCUACUUCUACUCAUUGUCCUUGUAAAUAAAUUUUAUUAAAUAAAGGGUUUAAAGUUAAGGGUUUUAAAUACGAAAUGGUUUUACUGAACAAUCAAAGGAAACCGAUUUUGAAAUGUUUUGCAUCAUGUUAAUGAGUUGAAAAAGUUCUAUAAAUAAAAUGACUAAUGAGAAAUUGAACUUUAUGUGGAAAAAUUCAAUUGAAUAAUUUAAUUUUAUUUUAAUAAUAUGAUUACCGUUCCGCAUUCCGUUGCGCUAUGAUCCUAAAUAAUUAUUCCAACAAAAAAUUUCAAUGCCUUAAGUUUGUGUACAUUACGAUCGUUACUACGUUUUUGUAAGUCGUUGUUUCAGUGACGUAGCUUCGAAAGUUGCGAAACGGAGAAAUUUCGAUUCGAAUUGAAAUGCAGAAUAGGGGUGAAUACAAUUAAAAAAAAAAUCAAAUUUUUAUGAAAAAUAGUAAAUUUAGAAAUAAUAUUUUUUUAUAAAAAAAAAAUAAAAUUUUGUAUUUUAAAAAUACUAUUUUUAUAACAGAACUCUUUCGCCCACUAUAAAAUAAAACACAAAUAAAUCGCUUUCCUUGUGUCUUGUUUACGUUAAUUUGAAUAUUAUUUGUCUUCCUUCUCUCUAAUAAUCACAUUUAGAUAAAUCUGCAACAACAGCAACCAACAUUGGCUACAAAUAAACAAAAUGAAUCAAAACAUAUUGUGGACCAAUUCAUCGAAGGUGAACAGCAGGCGGCUGGGAAUUAAUUGUUUGGAUGAUGCGCACAAUACGUUUAAUCAGCUAUUAAUUAAAAUAAAUUAUUAUUUACACUUUUUCAUUCUUUUUAUUAAUAAUAAAAUGAUUUCUUUAUUACAAAACUAGUAAAAAUGCUUAAUUGAUUUUAACUAUAACUCAACAUAUAAACCUUUUCAUAUUUUGUUUGUUUUAUCAUUUGCAGAAGUUAUUCUUUUAAUAAAU
Molecule: messenger RNA, 3121 nt
Organism: Lucilia sericata (common green bottle fly)
Lineage: Eukaryota; Metazoa; Arthropoda; Insecta; Diptera; Calliphoridae
Gene: Sh3beta
Product: myb-like protein X
Exons: 5
Coding region: 440-1915 (491 amino acids)
Cellular component (GO): cytoplasm
Source: RefSeq, a predicted model, not a curated record